UUAGACCUCUAGUGGGUGUUUUCGAAAGCACUGCUCCGUUCUCGUUCUCGUUGGUUUUUGCUGGCAGUCGAGUCGAGCGAGCGCACAGCACGAAUUUGCCGCAGCGGCCCAGAUAAACAAAGAUGGCAGGCGGCGACGUUGAAAAGGCUAAGGCCAACAACGAGAGCAACAUUCGCAACCUCAAGCUGUCAGGUCAUGUCGGCUUUGACAGCCUGCCCGAUCAACUUGUCAACAAAUCCGUCCAGAACGGAUUCAUUUUCAACAUCCUAUGCAUCGGCGAGACUGGAAUUGGCAAGUCGACUUUGAUGGACUCGCUGUUCAACACGAGUUUUGAGUCGCAGCCAAGUCCGCACAACCUCCCGACGGUGAAGCUGAAGGCACACACCUAUGAGCUUCAGGAGAGCAACGUCCGUCUCAAGCUGACCAUUGUUGAUACAGUUGGCUACGGAGACCAGAUCAACAAGGAGGAGAGUUACAAGGCAGUCGUCGACUACAUCGACGCCCAGUUUGAGUCAUACCUGCAGGAGGAGCUCAAGAUCAAGCGCUCCUUAACCGCCUACCAUGACACUCGCAUCCAUGUCUGCCUCUACUUUAUCUGUCCAACAGGCCAUGGGCUGAAAUCGCUCGAUCUGGUUUGUAUGAAGCAGCUGGACAAAAAGGUCAACAUCAUUCCGAUCAUUGCGAAAGCCGACACUGUUUCUAAAAAUGAACUCCAAAAGUUCAAGUCCAAAAUUAUGGCUGAAUUGCAAAAUAAUGGUGUGAGCAUCUAUGAAUUUCCCACGGACGAUGAAACUGUUUCCGAAGUCAAUUCCUCCAUGAACACUCACACUCCUUUUGCCGUCGUUGGCAGCACAGAGUUCGUCCGGGUUGGCAACAAGAUGAUGAGGUCUCGACAGUAUCCCUGGGGAACAGUUCAAGUUGAGAACGAAAACCACUGCGACUUUGUGAAAUUGAGAGAAAUGCUGAUCCGCACAAAUAUGGAAGACAUGCGAGAAAAGACCCACGGCCGUCAUUAUGAACUCUACAGAAAGAGACGACUUGAGCAGAUGGGUUUCACUGAUGUUGACUCUGAAAACAAGCCAGUGAGCUUCCAGCAGACUUUCGAGCACAAGAGGAGCACACAUUUGCAAGAGCUGCAGCAGAAAGAAGACGAAAUGCGCCAGAUGUUCAUACAGAGAGUUAAGGAAAAGGAGGCCGAGCUGAAGGAUGCUGAAAAAGAUCUGCAUGCUAAAUUCGACAAGCUUAAGAAGGACCACACAGACGAGAAGAGCAAAUUGGACGACUCGCGCCGCAAGCUGGAAGAAGAGAUGGUCGAGUACAACCGUCGAAAGGCCCAAAUCCAAAGCGGCUCGCACACUUUAACACUAGGAAAGAGCAAGAAGAAGUGAAUCUUGAUAGUCACGUCUCUCUAAAAUUUUAUCUUUUAUGUACUCAUGAGUUCUUGAAAUUCCUUUGAUCUGAAGAUCUAUAAUAUUAUAUUGUUAAGUUCGAUUGAACCAAUAUUAAGCUGAGCAUAACUCGGACUUUCUUGUCUAGUAAAUUUACUAGUAGUACGUAAUCAUGAAAUUGAAGUAAGAUUUAUACACAUACAUAUAUUAAUGAACAAUGAAUUAUAUAAUCUUGUUGUAUAUGAGUCCAGGAAGCGUCAGCCAUGUAUCGGAUAAGAAAAAUGACAUGUGUAUUAUUAUAUGUAUUGUAUGCAUUUAAUAAGCGCGAUGGUAAUUUAUUGAAAGAAAUGUAUAGCAACUUGUAUUUACGAACAAGCAAACGAUUCACUUUACCAUUUUCAUAAUUAAUUGCUUCUUUUUUUUUUGUUAAUUGUAUUGCUCUUUAAUUUUAAGCCUGGAGAGAACGUGUUAAUUGCCUUCCAAAAACAAUAUCAAUAAACAGUUUUUAUCAGCACAAA
Neocloeon triangulifer is the source of this 1906-nucleotide messenger RNA. RefSeq names its product septin-2-like. Gene Ontology annotation, biological process: cytoskeleton-dependent cytokinesis. The record is from RefSeq and is a predicted model, not a curated record. NCBI's taxonomy places the organism in Eukaryota, Metazoa, Arthropoda, Insecta, Ephemeroptera, Baetidae. Bases 123 to 1388 code for a protein of 421 amino acids. The transcript has 8 exons. Gene Ontology annotation, cellular component: septin complex; septin ring; microtubule cytoskeleton. Gene Ontology annotation, molecular function: GTP binding; molecular adaptor activity; GTPase activity.